AUGCAAAGGUCAUGGCAGCAGGUGUUGGACAAGGAGGUGAACCUUUAUGUGGCUCAGGAGUCCGCGGAUGAUAAGUCCGAUUCUAUUCUACAUCAAGUCCAGAGUCAACUCAAUGAUCAACAGACAGAGAAAGAGCGUCUAAAACAACAACAAAUGGAUUUCCGGAAGAAUGAGACACAACACCGAAAACAGCUGAAGAUGUGGACCGACUUGAAGACACUGUUGGCUAUUAAACAGCGGUGUCUGACGAGGGAUAGGGAGAGGAAUGCCAUCAACGAGUACGCCAUCAACAGUAGACCCGACCAUCUGGUGCUGUGAGGGGUCAGCCAUCACCAGUUGCCACAAUCAGUUA
Oppiella nova is the source of this 352-nucleotide messenger RNA. Lineage: Eukaryota; Metazoa; Arthropoda; Arachnida; Sarcoptiformes; Oppiidae. The record is from the annotation of a GenBank genome assembly.